This is a messenger RNA of Carassius gibelio (silver crucian carp), 3843 nucleotides long. RefSeq names its product folylpolyglutamate synthase, mitochondrial-like. Gene Ontology annotation, biological process: tetrahydrofolylpolyglutamate biosynthetic process. Gene Ontology annotation, molecular function: ATP binding; tetrahydrofolylpolyglutamate synthase activity. The coding region runs from base 418 to 2226 and encodes 602 amino acids. The record is from RefSeq and is a predicted model, not a curated record. Gene Ontology annotation, cellular component: cytosol; mitochondrion; cytoplasm. NCBI's taxonomy places the organism in Eukaryota, Metazoa, Chordata, Actinopteri, Cypriniformes, Cyprinidae. The transcript is spliced from 15 exons.
AGUACGAGCUGUGCGCUGGCUCUUGCAGACAGCUGACACGCGAGAAGCAUUUAGCAGCACUGCAUGCAUGGCAAACCAGAGAAAUGCCGUUUUUUAACAUGCACCUGUGCAGCGCGCCGUGUUUCUCUGAGGCCAUUAACCCGCAGCCUGGUUGAAAUAGUGCUCUGAAUCGACAGCGAACUGGAAAUGUCACGGAGACUCAACUAACCGCUCUGCAGCUUCUUGACUUUUUAAACCUCCUUGAAUUCCUCGAAUCACAAAUCAUAGUUGAAUUCUCUUUUUAAUCGAAUGCGCCAAAUUGUUGUCACUAGCGCUGGCGAUAGUAAACAGUACUGAAAUAUUUACGGGGAGAAGGAAGGAGGCGUGACAGGAAACCCCCCAAAUUAGGAGCUGCUUCCUGCUGUCUCUGGGUUCACCAUGCUGCGCUUGAUCCGCGUGCUGGAGCGUGUACGCGCGUGUAGCGAGGUUCCCGCGCGCAACCGACUCUGGACCAAAGUCACCGAGCUGUCAGUGAGACUCUCCAGCACCAAAGCUGCUCCGCGGCUCCGAAGAAUGGACUACCAGGAUGCGGUUUGCACCCUCAACACCCUCCAGACGAACGCCAGCGCGCUGGAGCAGGUGAAGAGAGAGAGAGGUCAUCCUCAGCUCCAGCUGCAGGCCAUGAGAGGCUUCCUCCAGCGGGCAGGACUCAAGGUAGAUGAACUUGAUCGUCUAAAUAUUAUUCAUGUAACUGGAACGAAAGGAAAGGGUUCAACAUGUGCCUUUACAGAACAGAUUUUGAGAAACUAUGGCUUCCGGACUGGAUUCUACAGUUCACCUCAUUUGGUGCAAGUGAGAGAGCGAAUCAGAAUCAACGGGCAGCCAAUAGGAAAAGAGCUUUUCACCAAAUACUUCUGGCAGGUGUAUUGUCGACUGGAGGAGACAAAGGAUGCACAUUGUGGCAGCAUGCCUGCUUAUUUCCGCUUUCUCACCAUCUUGGCCUUUCACAUCUUUCUACAGGAGAAGGUUGAUUUGGCCGUCUUUGAGGUUGGGAUCGGUGGAGCGUAUGACUGCACUAAUAUCAUCAGGCGUCCCUGGGUGUGUGGCGUCUCUUCUUUAGGCAUAGAUCACACCAGCAUACUGGGAGACACCAUUGAGAAAAUUGCCUGGCAGAAAGGAGGGAUUUUUAAGCCAGGAGUUCCUGCAUUCACGGUCAAACAGCCUGAUGGGCCGAUGAAGGUGCUUCAAGAGAGAGCAGAAGAAAUCGGGUGUUCGUUAUCAGUGUGUCCUGAUCUGGAGGAGUAUCAGAGCGAGGCUUCGCUCCGGUUGGGUUUAGCCGGUCAUCAUCAGCGCAGUAACGCUUCUCUGGCUCUACAGCUCUCUCACACUUGGCUGCAGAGACACUUCCUCACAGAUCCUGUGUCAUCAUCUCCAGUGGAGUUCAGCGGUGUGAGUCCAGCUCAAGCCUUCCAUCCCAGUCCGGCAAUGAUAAAAGGUCUUGCGGAGACUGAGUGGCCUGGGCGCAAUCAAACACUAAAACACGGUCCUGUGACGUAUUUCCUGGAUGGAGCUCAUACCACACGCAGCAUGCAGGCCUGUGUCUGCUGGUUCAGCGAGAUCGCACCACAACAUGAGAGAAAUGCAGGGGGUUCAGUAGUGAGGGUGCUCUUAUUCAACGCUACAGGAGAGAGAGACUGUGCUGCUAUGCUCAAACUGCUCGUACCCUGUCUUUUUGAUUUCGCCGUGUUCUGUCCGAACAUCACAGAAGCAAUAGCGACCUGUAAUGCAGGUAAGAGACGCUUCCCGCCGUCAUCCUGUGUAAGAGAUCCAGACGCAGAAGAUGAUAUGAGAUCUAGUCAAUCAAUAAGAGACCAACAGAACUUUAAUGUUUCUGUGGAGAACAUGCUCACACGUUGCCUGGACAACCAGCAGAGCUGGCGCGUUCUGAAUGGCCAGGGGGAGAAACCAGAGGCGGAGCUUCUGAUCGGAGGCGGUUUGCCAUUGGUGGCAGAAAGACACAGCCACACACUGGUGUUUCCCUGCAUCCUCAGCGCUCUGCAGUGGAUCAGUCAGGGAAGAGACUCGGUACUGUCAGACCCAAACAAAUGUGUCAUACCCGUUAAACCUAGCAUAAACGCCAAAGCCGCUCCGCUACGAGAGGCUGUGAACAUACACGUCCUAAUCACAGGUAGUUUACACCUGGUGGGAGGGGCUUUAAAACACCUGGACCCUGCUUUAAACUCAUAACGUACAUAUGCAUGUGUCUGCAGUGCCAGACAUCCAGCCAAACACCCAGUGCCUGAACCCUCUGUCCCAGCACUCAGAGGAGUAGUUCACCCAAAAAAAGUUUACUCACCCUCAGACCGUUUAAGAUGUAGAGGAAUUUGUUCAUUCAUCAGAACAGAUUUAAAGAAAUUCAUCACUUGCUCACCAAUGGAUCACCUGCAGUGAAUGGGUGCCGUCAGAAUGAGUGUCCAAACAGCUGAUAAAAACAUCACAACACAGUUAAGGUUUUUUGACUGAAACAACUUUUGAAAAGCAGAAAGCAGUAUUAUGGACCCAUGUUUUAAAUGAAAUCAAAGGUUUAAAGCAAAGAUGUCUUUAUUAUGGUGGACUUGUUUCAUAUAAUCAUGCAUCUUUUUCUUCACAAGAUGUUCACUGAUGGACUAGAGUGGUGUGGAUUAUUGUUAUUUUUUUAUCAGCUGUUUGGAGUCUCAUUCUGACGGCACCCAUUCACUGCAGAGGAUCCAUUGCUAAACAAGUGAUGUAAUGCUAAAUAGAUUCUCCAAAUCUGAUUAAUAAACAAACUCGGUUACAUUUGAGAUGGCCUGAGGGCGAGUACACUGUCGGCUAGUUUUAAUUUUUGGGUGAAAUAUUCCUUCAACAGAUCACUGUUUUACUGUAAAAUUCACAGCAAAUCAUGGAUUAAAUCUUUUCUUCUUGAAUCCAUCCAUUUUUCGUUAUGAAGAGCAUUGGACCAGUUUAUGUAAAAAGCACAUAAAUCCAUAUCUACUUGAGCUGUUUAUGUUUACUUUAUUGGGAUACUUUAAUUUGAAGUACUUAAAGUACAUUCAGUUCAUUUUCUGUCUAAUCUUUUUUUAUUAUUUGACACUACAGUUUUGAUGUUUUAACCUGAUCUUUCCAUUCAUGAAAUAGAAAGUCAGGUUGAUUGUUCAUCAGUGUUAAUGUUUUUGUUUUUUAUAGCGCUGAAAUAAUUGUGCCAUAUAUAAUACACAGUUCUCAAAUUAUAUAAUAUUAAUGUGUCACUUCUUAAGCAAAAUUAUGUUCAAAUUGUGUCAACACUGUGGUUCUACAUUUACAUUUUAUAUUCAUGCCCUUUGUGCUAAUGUUAAAUAUACGCAAAUAAAUAUUAAAAAAGCCAACAUAAAUGUAAGUUCUAUAUUUUUACUCUUUAUUUUCUUCUUGUCUUUUUCUUUUUUAAAUAAAUGCAUGGCUAUGCCCACAUCUGUUUAUAGUGAAUAAAAAUGUUAAGUGUUUUGUGUGUGUGUGUAUACAUCAGAGGUCUGGAUGUGUAAAAAAAAAAAAAAAAAAAUGGACUGUCAAAUAUGACUAAUGUUUUGAAUUUUAAUGUAAUAAUUUUUUUGUAGCAUUUUAUGUACUAUAGUAAACAGGAGAGUGUAUAAUCUAUUUUCAAAUGCAACCUGGAUUUUGAAUAUGAGAACUUGGUUUUGGGCUAAUUUUGUUAUAUAUGACAGACUGGAUAAUAAUAACAACAAUGUGACUGAAUAUUAAUUUUGAUCAAUAAAGAUCAUACCACUCUUGUCUUAAAGUGUCAUAGAGUCCUAUUAAAAGUCUUAAUGUACUGUAUAUACCAGGUGUAAAAUGAAUAAAAAUUCAAAGUUG